Messenger RNA from Trifolium pratense (red clover), 1367 nucleotides. RefSeq names its product transcription factor bHLH93-like. The transcript has 4 exons. NCBI's taxonomy places the organism in Eukaryota, Viridiplantae, Streptophyta, Magnoliopsida, Fabales, Fabaceae. Gene Ontology annotation, molecular function: DNA-binding transcription factor activity; protein dimerization activity; sequence-specific DNA binding. The record is from RefSeq and is a predicted model, not a curated record. The coding region runs from base 137 to 1111 and encodes 324 amino acids. Gene Ontology annotation, biological process: regulation of DNA-templated transcription. Gene Ontology annotation, cellular component: nucleus.
AUUAUUUAAAGAAAUUGAAACUCCUCCCAUUUUCUAAUUCAACUUCAUAUCCCAUUGUUAAGACUCUUCUGUUUGUUUUUUUUCUUUAGUUCACAAAAGUGGGAAGAGAAAAAAGAGAGAAAACAACACAGAAAAAAUGGAGCUUUCUCAACUUGGUUUUCUUGAGGAGCUACUAGCUCCAAGAAAAGACACAUGGAAUGCUUUAUCACCUGGUUUGAAUGAACUACUACUCCCUAAUGGUUGGAACUUUGACUCAUUUGAUGAAAAUCUUCUCAUAAAUCCAUCUUUAAAUCCAUCAUUUGCUUCAUUCUCAACACCAUUAGACCAUAGAUUUGAAUGUCCUUAUGGAACUGAUGCUGCUUCAGCAUCAUACCCUUUUGUUGAUGGGUUUUCAGUGCCAGAGCUUGAUGAUUCAGCACCAAUUUUACCUCAUGAAAGUGUUGAAGAGUUUGGUUUUGUUGGAAGUGAGAACAAGAGUUUGGAACAAGGUGAAAUUAGUUGCAAAGUUGAGGAACAAGUGAGUGAGAUUCCUGUUUUUAAUAUGGGUUUGUGUGGUGAGAAAAAAGCUAAGUCUAAAAGGGUUGAAGGACAGCCUUCAAAGAAUCUUAUGGCUGAAAGAAGGAGAAGAAAGAGGUUGAAUGAUAGACUUUCCAUGCUUAGGUCAAUUGUCCCUAAAAUCAGCAAGAUGGACAGGACAUCAAUUCUUGGAGAUACAAUUGAUUACAUGAAAGAGCUUCUAGAAAGGAUUAAUAAGUUGCAAGAAGAAAUGGAUGAAGAAGGAACAAAUCAAAUAAACCUUUUGGGAAUUUCUAAAGAGUCAAAGCCAAAUGAAGUAAUGGUAAGAAAUUCCCCCAAGUUUGAUGUUGAGAGGAGAGACCAAGACACAAGGAUUAGUAUAUGCUGUGCUACAAAGCCAGGAUUAUUACUAUCAACUGUGAACACAUUGGAAGCAUUAGGCCUUGAGAUUCAUCAGUGUGUUAUAAGCAGUUUCAAUGAUUUUUCAUUGCAAGCAUCUUGCUCAGAGGUAAAUGGUCAGAGAAAUUGUAUGAAUCCUGAAGAGAUAAAGCAAUCCCUAUUCAGGAAUGCAGGUUAUGGUGGGAGAUGUCUCUAGGAAAAAUGAUGGAAAGCUGACAUAACAAUUUGCAGAUGGUGAAAAAAAGAAAAAAUUUCCUCUUCUGUAAUUUAAGUAAUUAGGAUGUUAAAAAGUUGUGAUGAGAUUCCAAAUAAGUUGUUGGCUUUGGUUAAUGCAUUCACUUUUAAUGCAAUCACUAGGGUAUUUUAGAGCUAGUUUCACUUUCUCUGUGUCUUAAAAUUCCACCUUUUUAGUAGUAGUAAAUUGAUAAUGGAAUCAAAGUGAUUUUAAUAAA